Meloidogyne enterolobii is the source of this 567-nucleotide messenger RNA. The record is from the annotation of a GenBank genome assembly. Lineage: Eukaryota; Metazoa; Nematoda; Chromadorea; Rhabditida; Meloidogynidae.
UGUAAUAAUAACAAUCCUUUACAAAAAUGCCAAUUUGGUGCCCAAUGUAUUUUGUUAAUGGAAGAAGCAAGUGCUUUUUGUGUUUGUGUCGAUUCUACCGGUGGAGAGAUGGUAACUAAUUCGAAUGGGUUUUGUACUCCCAGACUUUUAUCGGACGCUGUUGAUAAACGUUCUUUUGGUUCUCCUUGUCAUCCAAUAGACAGACCAUGCAUUGAAGGCUUAUGCCGUUCUGGAUUUUGUUUAAAAAUACAAAAUGGAUAUUCUAAUAAUAAAAGAGGAAUGACUUUACUUUCUCAUAACGAACUUGGAGAUGAUUCUGAAAGGAAAAAGAAAAAUUCUGAAAAUAAUGUAUCGAGGGAAACUAAAUUCUUUGCAAGUGGACGAGCUAAUAAUUUUAAAAAAUUAGUUGGAGAGCAAUGCCAAGCACAUUUUGAAUGUGAACCUCCAUCCUUAUGUUUAUUAAAUCGUUGUGGCUGUCCCCCCGGAACAUUUUCACAACCUGACCACGCUGUUUGUGCUUUUCUUCCGCCACAAGACGAAAAAAGAAAUAAUCUCAUAAAUAAAUGA